This is a messenger RNA of Zychaea mexicana, 3621 nucleotides long. Its product is annotated as cytochrome P450. Gene Ontology annotation, cellular component: cytosol. The coding region runs from base 1 to 3621 and encodes 1206 amino acids. Gene Ontology annotation, molecular function: heme binding; FMN binding; iron ion binding. The record is from RefSeq and is a predicted model, not a curated record. Lineage: Eukaryota; Fungi; Mucoromycota; Mucoromycetes; Mucorales; Lichtheimiaceae. The transcript is spliced from 6 exons.
AUGUCAGAAAACACCACAACCUCGUUAAUUGUUGUCCUUGAAGGGUCAACCGACAUAGAAAAAGAUGGCAAAAUCAUUGUGUUUGGCUCAGGCGCCAAUCUGAACACAGUGCGUGGUCUUGCUGCAGAAAAGCUCGCCAUUUCCGGUACUAUACCCCUAGACGAUAUUUUCUUGAAAACACCAUCUGGAAAAUUACUCGAUGGUAUCGACGACGUCCGAAAUCAACAGGUCGUGCAUGUUAGCCUUCGAGAGCAUAUUACGGAUGUAAUUCCUGGACCUCGCAAGUUACCAUUUAUUGGUAGCGUUCGCGAACUUUUGCCUGACAUGACGCAAGGUUGGAUGAAAAUGUUCCGUCUUUAUGGCCCGCUGGUGAACAUCAACUUUAUGGGUACCGAGCUUUACGCUACCAACGAUCCAUCGAUUGCAGAACUUUUUGUGAAAGAGUCCGAAUACUUCACCAAGAAGAUUGGCUUGGGCUUGGAUGAAAUCAAAGCCUUUGGUGGUCAAGGCUUGUUUACAACUGAUACGGAUGACGAUGAUUGGAAACUGGCUCAUAAACUCCUUAUGCCUGCUUUCAGCCCUCGUGCUAUCAAGGCAUAUUUGCAUGAAAUGGGUGAAAUUACUAUGGAAACUAUCAACACACUAGAACAAUACACUUCCGACGAACCUGUCGAGAUCUUGGACUGGACGACAAGGUUGACCUUCGAAACGAUCGGACGAAUUGGUUUUGGUUACAACUUUGGACUUCUCGGAGCGCGCGAUGCGCCCCCACAUCCAUUCAUCGAAGCCAUGGCCUACUGUUUGGUCCAUUCCAUUACACGUACAAAGCAAAUGCAAUUCGUCAAGAAACUUCCACUCGAGCAGAAUAAGAAGUUUGACCGAUCCAUAAAACUUAUGAACGACAUUGUGGACCAAGUCAUCAAAGAACGCAAGGAGAGCUCUGAGGCUACCAACAAGGACAAGGACUUGCUUGGUUUUAUGUUGAACGCACGCGACGAACACAACCUUGGUUUAACAGAUGAAAAUAUUCGCUAUCAAGUUGUCACUUUCCUUAUUGCUGGCCAUGAUACCACUGCAAACACAUUGGCAUGGAUGCUCUUUGAGUUGGCCCGCAAUCCUGAGGUUGAACGCAAGAUGUUACAGGAAAUUGCAAACGUUGGCAUCACUCAUGACAAGAUACCGAAUUAUGAGCAAAUCAGCGAGCUCAAGUACAUGCACCAAGCGUUGAAGGAGACCCUACGCAAGUAUCCUCCUGUCCGUGUACUCGGCAAGUAUUGUAAGAAGGAUUGCAUUUUACCUGGUGGCUAUCGCUUGGAGGCCGGAUCCCGCAGCUCUGUACAAGUCUACUGCAUGCACCACAAUCCUGAAGUGUAUCCUGAACCUGAAAAGUUUGAACCGGAUCGAUUCACUCCUGAAGAAGAACAGAAACGCUCACGAUUCGCUUGGUUGCCCUUCAGUACUGGUCCCCGGUCCUGCAUUGGUAUGGCAUUUGCGCUGCAAGAAGCUAAAGUCGUUUUGGCUAUGCUUUUGCAUCGAUUCAAAUUCUUCUAUGAUGGUCCUGAUAUCAGCUUUGAUUCGGACAUGCCUACUACCAAGCCAAACAACUUCUUCGUCAAGGUCCAGCCACGUACUGAUUUCCCUGAGCCAUCUACUACACCAUUGAGCAGCACUACCGAAUCGUCUAAACCAAGCAAGCCCACUACCACAGCACCCAACCCUGAGAGCAUGAUUAAGCAUGUUGCAGCGCAAGCGCCUACUGCAGAGCUUCCCUCGGCAACCUUUUUGUUCGGUACACAAACUGGCACGGCCCAAGAUUAUGCUUCCCAGCUUGCGUCCCAAGCACGCGCGUUUGGUUUCAAAGAUGUUAAAUUACUAGAUAUGGAUGACUGGGAUGUACUCAAGGCUGGCAAGUACGAACCCAAAAAGAGCGGUCCACAGGAUUUGGUUGUCAUUAUCACUGCUACUUAUAACGGCCAGCCACCUGAUCAUGCUGAAAAAUUCGACAAGUUUAUCACUGCCAAGACAAGCGAACCCGGUCACGAAAAGCUAAUGCACAAGCUGAAAUAUGCUGUAUUCGGUGUCGGCAACAAGAAUUGGCGUACGUAUCAAGCAUUCCCCAGAAAGGUCAGCAGCUGCUUCGAAGAGUUUGGCGCUGAGCAGCUUUUCUUGACUGGCGAAGGCAAUGCAGAUAAGGAUAUCGAUGCGGAUUUCAAUGAAUGGUGUGCACACUUCUGGGUGAACGCAUUGAGUCAUUAUGGUCUUACCAUCCCCGAGAACCAGUCCAUGGUCCCAUCAGCCAGUGCUAGUGUCGAAAAAGAACCCAUUAAGGUCAUCUUUGUCAACCCAACUGACGAGGUCAAGUGGGGAGCAGCACAAGCCAACCGCAACGGUGACUACAAUGCCAAAAUUCUCCUGAACAAGGAAUUACAGCAACCUGGUUCAGGACGUAGCACCCGUCAUAUUGAGCUCGAUAUUUCAUCCUUGACACCCCUCUCUGAUGACGGCAACCUAUACGAGGCCGGCGAUCAUCUCGAAGUGAUGCCAGAAAACGACCCCAAGUUUGUCCAGGCUGUCGCACUCAACUUUGGAUGGGUGCUUGAUUCCGUGUUUGAAGUCGACCCCGAUUCGCUCAAGGAUGUUUCCCCCCGCUCACUUGCUGCGUCGAUCCGUGGUCCAUGCACGGUCAUCAAUGCAUUGACAUACUAUGCUGACUUGUCGUCGCCACCUACUCGCACAAUGCUGUCCAUCUUUGCCGAACAGCUCAGCAAGGCUUCUCCUGAAACGGCUAACACCUUCCGCCCAUUGAUCAUGCCCGAUAGCGCCGAGUAUCCUGCUUUUGUCGAAAAGAACCGUACCUUGCUGGAGCUUCAAAAGAACUAUCCACAGGUGAACCAGCUCGAGUUGGGUCAAUUCCUGUCAGCUGUAGGUGUGAUGCAGCCGCGCCGUUACUCAAUUGCUUCAUCGCCCCUGUCGCAUCCUACUCGUGCACAUCUCACAGUCGGCGUUGUCCAUGAUAUCCUCAAGGAUGGACGAGAAUUCUACGGUUUGGCGUCGUCCUACCUGGCUCGUAUGCCUUCGAAAAACCUUCGAGCUGCACUCAAGUCAUCCAAGAGCUCGUUCGGUUUGCCCACAGAUCCAAAGGUACCUAUCAUUAUGAUUGCAGCGGGUACAGGUCUGUCUCCAUUCCGAGGUUUCGUACAGGAGCGUGCGUAUCAAAAACAAGAGCAAGGCAAAGAAGUCGGUGCAAGCGUCCUGUUCUUUGGCUGUCGUCGAUCGGAUCAAGACUUUAUCUAUGCGGAUGAGCUGAAUGGCUAUGUGGAUAGCGGCGCACUAUCUUCGUUACACGUUUCAUUCUCGCGGCAAAACGAGCCAGUCAAGUAUGUUCAGCAUCAGCUUCUUACAAACGCAACUGAAGUCUGGCGUUUGCUAAACGGAUCCAACGGACAGCACCCACCUGCAUCAAUCUACGUGUGCGGUGCUGGCACAAUGAGCCGAGACGUGCGGCGAACAUUCUGCAACAUGGCCAGAAGCUUUGGCGAAGCUACUACGGAAGAAGAAGCCGAAGCAUUUAUCCAAACUCUUCUUGAUGAAGGCCGUUACAAUGAAGAUGUUUGGGGCUAA